Messenger RNA from Theobroma umbraticum, 1131 nucleotides. RefSeq names its product RING/U-box superfamily protein (gene HPY2). Gene Ontology annotation, molecular function: SUMO ligase activity; zinc ion binding. The record is from RefSeq and is a predicted model, not a curated record. Gene Ontology annotation, biological process: double-strand break repair via homologous recombination; protein sumoylation. Lineage: Eukaryota; Viridiplantae; Streptophyta; Magnoliopsida; Malvales; Malvaceae. Gene Ontology annotation, cellular component: nucleus; Smc5-Smc6 complex.
AGUAGUCCAAAAAAUAAAAAACCAGUACUUUCGGCCAACAAACCCGUAAUACAAGCCGACCCGACGAAAUACCUAAAUGGCGUCGACGUCGGCAUGUCGCGCCGACGGCGUCAGUGGAAGAAUCAGACGCGCCUCUUCCAACCUUUUCUCCGAAAAUCAAGCGCUUGUCACCGAUAUAAGGAAAGCUUGGAAUUCGAUGAAGGAAAUUGCCGUGGAUUUAGAGACAGAUAAUCAAUCCGAGAUGGUGAAGCAGCUAGAAGAAGCUGUUGCUGAACUGGUAGAAGGUCAUGAAAACUGCCUACAUCAUUCAUCAGCAAUUCAAUCUGUUGGAGAGGCAUAUGAACCUGGGGCUGAGUUAACUGAUUUUAAGAAGUUGCUGGAUUCCGAGUUUGAAAAGGUUAAGGCUAGUUCAUCUUCAAAUCUACAGAAUCAUCCACUGAUACAUCAGUUCCAGCAAGCUGUCUGGAAUGUUCACCAUACUGGGCAGCCAAUGCCAGGUGAAGAGCAGGAGGAUGUUGUCAUGACCAGUACGGAGAGCAAUAUUAAGAAUCUUAAAUGUCCAUUGACCGGAAAGCCUAUUACUGAAUUAACAGAACCAGUUCGCAGCCUGGACUGCAAGCAUAUUUACGAAAAGAGCGCUAUCCUGGACUUCAUAAAAUCCAAGCGUGGCAAUGCUAAAUGCCCCGUAUCAGCUUGCCCUAAGAUGCUGCAGGCAAAAAGAGUUGUCUGUGACCCAUUGUUACUCUUCGAAAUUGAGGAGCAGCGCUCAUUGAGUAGACAGACUGCUAGAACUGAUGUCAUAGAAGAUUUCACAGAAAUGGAGCCUCAUGAAGAAUAGUCCAUGGAACCAGUUAUGCAUUUGCCGAUAGAUAUCAAGAUGUCGAAUACUUGUGGUCGCUCCUAGCUGAUUAGAUUUCCUUUGUAUAGUCUUAAUGCAUAUAAUUUUGGAAGUGUAAUUAUGCAGCUUUCUCACUCUAAUCCCUUUCUUCUUUCUCCUUCAGUUUCUGACAGAAUUUGUAUUUGGGAAAGAUGUAAGGAGUUGUUUUGAAUCUCUUUGUGUAUUCCUUCCUGAAGUGCUUGAACCUUUUGCUGGUUAUGUUGGUAGAAAGGUUGGCAUCCUCUCAAAGCAUU